This is a messenger RNA of Closterium sp. Naga37s-1, 1989 nucleotides long. NCBI's taxonomy places the organism in Eukaryota, Viridiplantae, Streptophyta, Zygnematophyceae, Desmidiales, Closteriaceae. The record is from the annotation of a GenBank genome assembly.
AUGUCUCCCUCUCGUCACAAUUGUACUGCCUCCCUCCCAACCGUCUCCCUGCCAUUGCCAUUGCCCGUCAGCUACAAUGUCUCCCUCUCGUCACAAUUGUACUGCCUCCCUCCCAACCGUCUCCCUGCCAUUGCCAUUGCCCGUCAGCUACAAUGUCUCCCUCUCGUCACAAUUGUACUGCCUCCCUCCCAACCGUCUCCCUGCCAUUGCCAUUGCCCGUCAGCUACAAUGUCUCCCUCUCGUCACAAUUGUACUGCCUCCCUCCCAACCGUCUCCCUGCCAUUGCCAUUGCCCGUCAGCUACAAUGUCUCCCUCUCGUCACAAUUGUACUGCCUCCCUCCCAACCGUCUCCCUGCCAUUGCCAUUGCCCGUCAGCUACAAUGUCUCCCUCUCGUCACAAUUGUACUGCCUCCCUCCCAACCGUCUCCCUGCCAUUGCCAUUGCCCGUCAGCUACUUUAGCCGCAUGGCCUAAGGCCCUACACUCUCUGCCUGCCACUGCUCUGCCUGCCAAUGCUCUGCCUGCCACUGCUCUGCCUGCCACUGCUCUGCUCUCCCUACCCUUCGCUCUGCCUGAUUUUCAUGCCUCCUGCCUCCUGCCACUGCUCUGUCCGCGCAGCUGGUUGGACAACAACAAGAUUGAAGGCUCUCUGCCGACUGGCCUCUGGUUGGACAACAACAAGAUUGAAGGCUCUCUGCCGACUGGCCUGUGCUCGCUGCCCCUGCUGUGGCGCUUCAACAACUACCUCUAUGGACCCCUGCCAGACUGCCUCUUUGACAAGUGCAUCAACCAAAUUGAUGUGAGCGGCAACAGCCUGUAUGGGCGCAUCAACCGCGAUUUCAAGCACAUGGUGGCGAACAGCGGCGCCCUCGUCAACCUGGCUCGCAACUUCUUCUUUGGGGAAGCCGUGCUCUUUGCUGCUGGCUGCAAGGUCUGCCCCACCGAGGUCAGCGAGCCCAACAGCCUCGGCCUCAAAGACACCUCCAACUGGCGAGUCUCUGACGGCAAUUGCAACAAUGCACUACCCUCUUACCUACUACAAGACUACGCCGUGACAGGGGCCGGGCUGAAGCUGAGGGUGAGUCUGUCGGGCAACUGCCUGACGCUCAGCCCAAGCACAGAGUGCUCGGUCAACGCCACCCAGCGCAGCACGGCAGCCUGCCAGGCGUUCUGCAGCAUCACGGACAACGGCCCGUGUGACGGCCAUGGGGUGUGUGUGCCGGCUGACCCCACCUCUGCAGCAGCAUCACGGACAGCCUCCCCCUCCAACUUCACGUGCCUCUGCGAUGCCGGCUACUCCACUCUCGACUCAGGCAACGGCUCCACAUGCGCCAUUGUCAACUCCACCACCACCACUGGUAACCUUUGCUUCAUUCUUAUGAAACUGCCUAGGCUUUCAGCACCGCCUCAGCCUGGCAGCAUUGCCCAUUCUUACGCGCUGCACCAAUACCCAUGUCAGCUGGCUUUUCUCCUACACACCUUUUCACUCCUUGCCUCACCUCGACACCUUCGUCUAACCACCGCCCCGAUUCCCGUAACCUCCCAUUCGUUGGCAGUGUCGUCGCUAUCCACGGGUGCCAUAGCAAUGAAGAGGGUGGAGGCGUAUGAUCUGGAGGAGCUGAGGGACAGCAAGAUGCCAGUGGUCAGUGAGGAGGCAAUAGUCGACUUUGCAGAUCUGGCUCUAGACUGCAUCAAGUCUCCCGGCACACGGCGACCCACCAUGAAGGAUGUGGCAUGCCGCCUCAGCGCCCUCAUUGCCAAGCACUGUCCCGACAGGGAGGACGAGUGGGAGAGUGUUGCGAAGGAAGAGAGUGAAGGCAACGAGGGUAUAUCUUCAAGGGAUGUUUCUGCUGCGUCGUUUGAGAGCAGUGGGAGGGAGGCUGAAAGGUCUCAUGGCUCACAUUCUAAUGUGAGCUCGUUCAUGCGUGUUGGCUCGAUAGGUGAUGGCCUAUGGAGUUGGCUACAGUUGAAGUCAACCAAAGGGCGUUAA